GUUUCCGAAAGGUGAACGUUUCACGAGUCAACACUAAACGUCUUUCGAGAAGUUCUAAUCGCUGUUUGCUACAUUUUCUUUCUUGUAUCCGUCAUCUAAUAUUUAGUGUGAUGAAAUAAUAAAGUAUAAGCUAGUAUUUUCGCCAUUAGUGUUAAUAGUAACAAGUAACAGCUAGAUUUUAAUAUUAGCUAAUAUGGGCGACGAAAGCCACCCGAAAACUCUCUACGUCGGGAAUUUAGACGCGAGUGUGACAGAAGAAUUCUUAUACGCGUUGUUUGGUCAAAUUGGUGAGGUAAAAGGGUGUAAAAUUAUUCGUGAACCAGGUAACGAUCCAUAUGCGUUCGUCGAGUUUACCAAUCAUUCGGCAGCGGCUACUGCUUUGGCCGCCAUGAACAAGCGAGUAUUUCUUGACAAGGAAGUGAAGGUUAACUGGGCUACGAGUCCGGGUAAUCAGCCCAAAACGGACACAAGUAACCAUCAUCACAUAUUCGUCGGCGAUCUGUCUCCCGAAAUUGAAACCCAUAUAUUACGAGACGCUUUUGCUCCAUUUGGUGAAAUUUCGAACUGCCGAAUAGUGCGCGACCCACAAACGCUCAAAUCUAAAGGUUAUGCAUUCGUAUCGUUUGUUAAAAAAGCUGACGCUGAAGCAGCGAUCCAAGCUAUGAAUGGACAGUGGUUGGGUUCUCGGUCCAUACGUACCAACUGGUCGACGCGCAAACCUCCAGCCAAAGGAACGAAUGAAGGGGCACCUACCACUAAAAGAGCGAAACAGCCAACAUUUGAUGAGGUUUACAACCAAAGUUCACCGACAAACACUACAGUGUACUGUGGAGGUUUCACAAGUAAUAUUAUCACAGAAGACCUAAUGCAGAACACAUUCUCACAAUUUGGUCCAAUACAAGAUAUACGAGUAUUCAGGGAUAAGGGUUAUGCAUUCAUUAGGUUCACAACUAAAGAAGCUGCUGCACAUGCUAUAGAAGCGACACAUAAUACAGAAAUAAGUGGACAUACAGUAAAAUGUUUCUGGGGCAAGGAAAAUGGAGGAAAUGAGAGUCAGACAUCAAGCAAUCCACCAUCAGCUCCACCAGCAAUGGGCGCUCAGAACCAGUACCCUUAUGCUUAUCAACAGGGAAUGGGAUAUUGGUAUGCUCAGGGUUACCCCGCCAUACAAGGGUAUAUGGCGCCAGGUUAUUACCAGCAAUAUGCAGCCUAUAGCAACCCACAGGCGGCCGCUGCUGCUGGUUACCGCAUGAACAUGCCCGGGGGCGGCGGCGGCGCGACGGGCUCGUGGAGUGGAGGAGGGCCCCAGCCCGUCAUGUACGCGUCCGCCAUGCCGUCCGCGCAGUACCCCUCCCAGUAGCGCAGCCCGCACUAGACGCCCCCCUUACACUGGACACCUCCACACAGACUGACUCACAAGACCUUGGCUAGCGGCCGAUAUGCCACACAAUAUUUCAUGGAUCUGCCGAAUUGACAAGCAAAAUGACUGCACUAUUACAGACGCAUACCGGUCUCCGUCAUGAUGAAUACUUACGACCUCCCGAUAUUUCGGCUGUGUUCCAAGAGCCGUGGACGCGGAGUGACUGGCAUACGUGUGGAUGUUAUUGACUUUCGCUAGUCAUACCGCGUCCACUAUUGAUCAGGACGGACAUUCUGUAAGUGACUAUUUAAGUGUAAUUGAAAGCCUUGAAAGGUUAAUUAAACAAGAUUGCUGCAAAGAUGGAUUCACGUUACAACAUCCUAAUUUGCAAAGGCUGCACAACAGAAUACUGUUUGAGUAUCUCGAGGCAGCAUACACUUAGUUUCUUCCACUCACAAACACACACACAAGCUCGGCUGCGUUAUAAUAAUUAUAUCGUAGUUUUUUGCGAUUAUACAUUGACAAAUCUUGCAAAUUUUGUGAAUAAAACACACAUUCUGUUCAAGAAAGACUUCAAAUUUAAUGAAUGUAAGUAAACUAUAAUUAUUGGCUAGAUAUGUAUGUAAGAUAUACUAAUAGAACAUAAAACGAUAUCUAAGAAUGCCUUAACAUAAAUUAGAAGGUCAUCCACGUACAUAUAUGGGACCUAUAUUCUUGGUUGUGGGGAAAACUAAAAAAAUGUGUAAUUGGAAAACAUUCCGUCAUACAUACGUACAGACCGAUUUGUACUUAUCGUUAAUGUUCUAGCCUUCAACAUAAUAUUGUGUUAAGGGUUCGCAAUAUUUUCGCCUUUUUAUAUAAUUUACUACACGCUGGUCGAUUUUGUAAGGGUUUAUAGUUUCGACGAUAUCAUAGAAGUUUGCCUUUGUUUUUAAUUAUUUUUCCGAUUUAAAUAUUAUAAAAUCAAGUUGAAAGAUUUUAUUGACGUUAGGGAUACCACGACUUAAGUUACUUUGACACGGUGCUAACGUAACGGUACUAACGCAACCCUAAAGGUUUUGGCUACGGUAUUUUAGCGAUAUACUUCAAUAAUGCUUAUAAAUUGGUAGCAGAAAAUAUUUUUAUAUUUUCCAGACACAAAAUUUUGAAUUGAAGGUCUUCUGCCAUAACUCAACUUAUAAGAUGAAUACAGAACACAAAUCACAAUUGUAUAUUAAUACCUACACUUAAAACUACACUUUUAUAAAAGUGACUUAUGCAGCAACUCUGUAUAUCUAACAUAAGUGUGUCCAGUGUAAUUGCGGCGAUACGAUUGACAUAUCCGAAUGACAAGCCAGUCGACGCAUCAUAGAGUUUGUCAAUGGCCAGAGCGAGGUUCCGCCAUCUUGACUGGAGCCAGCGCCAUCUUGUCGUUCGGACGCCACGGCGCCCUUUGCAGUCGAUAAUAGAUAGGACAUAACGAAAUAAAUUAUAAAUAGAAAAGUUAUAUGAUUAAGGGAGGUUGUGUCGCGAGUGGGCUCGUGUACAUAAGUUGAUAUAUUUAUUGGAGGCCCCGUGAAGCAGACUGAGGACCGGACUACUUGUUGGACGCGCCAGAUUGUUUAGACGUAUUUAAGUUCGGCACACAUGUUGUUUUAUUUGUUAUGAUUUAUUGUAAUGAAACACUGGUGAGUCAAUAAAGCAGUGGCUCUGGGACCGAGUGUUUCAUUUAUAACGUCAGAUGUUGUAUGGUCCAAUGAAGAACAUCCUGUUCGCUGUGCUGUGAUUGAGAAUGCGCUGAAGGCGGAUUAAUGAGAAAUUAUUGUAAAUUCAUAACGUCAUUUUGUAAAAGGAAGAAAUAAAUAGUUUAAGUUGAUUAA
This is a messenger RNA of Leptidea sinapis, 3219 nucleotides long. It is a transcript of the gene Rox8, whose product is annotated as nucleolysin TIAR. Gene Ontology annotation, molecular function: RNA binding. Bases 194 to 1360 code for a protein of 388 amino acids. The record is from RefSeq and is a predicted model, not a curated record. The transcript has 4 exons. Lineage: Eukaryota; Metazoa; Arthropoda; Insecta; Lepidoptera; Pieridae.